AUGGCUCUAAGAACAGCGUUCAUAGUAUCGAUACUGAUUACAUCAGUAGCAUCAGCAUCUAUCGAUAGAUAUUUUGAUCGUCGUCUCUUUUUUAAUACUCCAAAAAUAACUACAACGACUGCGAAAACAUCAUUUAGUCAAACUUUUACCAAUUGGUUAAAUGGAAUUGUAUCAGACAAUUCAAAUAAAGACAAUUACUCUGAUUCUUCUAGUAAAUUAGCUUCAUUGAAAAAUCUUCUAUCAUCUUUAUCAUCAUCAUCAUCAGGUGGUACAAGCAGUAAACUUGAUAAGCUUUUCCAAAUAUUAAAUAUGAAUACUGCAAAUGAUCCGUCAUCAUCAAAUAAAUUAAAUAGUUUACUUUCAUUUUUAAAUACUUAUGGUUUAUCAUCAUCUUCAUCAACUAAUCUUCAAUUAGCAAUGAAAUUAAUCAGUAUUGCACAAGGCACUGGUAGUUUAAGUUCAUUAAGUGUUAAUGAUAUGAUGUCAUUAGUUAACUUUGUUAGUGGUUAG
Adineta steineri is the source of this 510-nucleotide messenger RNA. NCBI's taxonomy places the organism in Eukaryota, Metazoa, Rotifera, Eurotatoria, Adinetida, Adinetidae. The record is from the annotation of a GenBank genome assembly.